Messenger RNA from Anguilla anguilla (European eel), 4943 nucleotides. Its product is annotated as SRSF protein kinase 3-like. The record is from RefSeq and is a predicted model, not a curated record. Gene Ontology annotation, molecular function: ATP binding; protein kinase activity. Gene Ontology annotation, biological process: regulation of mRNA processing; protein phosphorylation; spliceosomal complex assembly. Lineage: Eukaryota; Metazoa; Chordata; Actinopteri; Anguilliformes; Anguillidae.
GACCCUGCCGACAGUGCGCGAUCACGCACAUCUGCGUCCUUGCCUGCGCGCUCACCGAAGGAACGCGCAUCCUCCAACAGCGCUGAUUCGAGUGUGUGUGUGUGUGUGUGAGAGAGAGUGAGAGAGAGACCGUGCUGGUCGCUGCCGCUGCUCUUGGGCCCCGCUACAGCAGAGGGGAAGGCGGAUAAUAACAUGAGCUCCCGGAAAGUUAUGGCCAUCCAGGCCAGGAAGAGACGGCCGAAAGUAAAGAAAGACAAAGCAGCCCAUCAGCGAAGGCCUGAGACGCAGCAGAAAGCCCCGUUGGCGACGCCCCCUCCUCCCCCACCCCCGCCCCCCGCCCCUGAGCCCACACCCCCGGCCGAGCGAGAGGAGGAGAUCCUGGGGUCCGACGAUGAGGAACAGGAGGACCCCGCCGAUUACUGCAAAGGAGGAUACCACCCGGUGAAGAUCGGGGACCUGUUCAACGGGAGAUACCAUGUGAUCCGAAAGCUGGGGUGGGGCCAUUUCUCCACCGUUUGGUUGUGCUGGGACAUCCAGGGGAAGCGCUUUGUGGCGAUGAAGGUGGUGAAGAGCGCACAGCACUACACUGAGACAGCGCUGGACGAGAUAAAACUGCUGCGAUGUGUUCGGGAGAGUGACCCCGCUGACCCCAAUAAGGACAUGGUGGUCCAGCUGAUAGACGACUUCAAGAUCUCUGGGGUUAACGGCAUCCAUGUGUGCAUGGUCUUUGAAGUCCUGGGGCACCAUCUACUCAAAUGGAUCAUCAAGUCCAACUACCAGGGCCUGCCUCUUCCAUGCGUGAAGAGCAUCAUUCGACAGGUUCUGCAGGGGCUGGACUACCUGCACAGCAAGUGCAAGAUCAUCCACACGGACAUCAAGCCGGAGAACAUCCUCAUGUGCGUGGACGACGCCUUCGUGCGCCGGAUGGCCGUGGAGGCCACCGAGUGGCAGAAAGCUGGGGCCCCGCCUCCGUCCGGAUCCGCAGUCAGCACAGCACCUCAGCUCAAGCCGGUGGGGAAGAUCUCCAAAAACAAGAAGAAGAAACUGAGGAAGAAGCAGAAGCGGCAGGCGGAGCUCCUGGAGAGGCGGAUGCAGGAGAUCGAGGCCCUGGAGCGAGAGGCGGAGCAACAGAGCCCCACCCACAGCUCCCCGCCCUGCCCGGGCGUGGCCCAGGCCGAGAGCGACGACGACAACGAGGAGGACGAGGAGGACGAGGAAGAGUACGAGGACGAGGAGGGAGAGGGGGAGCACGGGGACGGGGAGACAGACAGGCGUCCGGCGAGACUCACGAACCACACGUGUGCAGACACACAGCAGCAGGAUGUACAGGUGUCCUCCUCUACAGAAACCCCACAGCAGGAUGGGAACCCAAAAACAGAGACAGAGGCCUCCACCCCAGCAGGGGAUGGGGGUGGGGCGGAGGGAGAGCAGGUGGGCCAGGAGGCGAAAGAGGAAGGGGUGGAGCAGGAGGAAGACACUGAGGAGGACGAGGAGGAGGAGGAGGAGGAGGAUGAUGAUGAUGACGACGACGAUGAUGAUGAUGAAGACCAGGAACCCACAGUGGUGAAGGAGGAGACAAAAGAGCCAAAGCAGGAGGUGUUAAAAGAGGAGGAGACAAAAACAGAGGAGAGAGAGGAGAAAAGGAACGGCAGAGGUGAGGAUGGUGAGAAGGAGCAGAAUGGUGAGGAAGGGGGUGAACAGCUGGUGAACUCUUCCACCCCGAGCCGCAAGGACAGCUCUAAAACGAACGGGCACGUGGUGCAGGGGGCGGAGGAGAGGGGCCUGAGAGGGACCAUGCUCUGCCCCCUGGUGGAGUCGGAGAUCAGCACCACGGACAGAGACGGCUCCGUCAGCUCCUCCUGCGAGCUCUUCAACGGCGAGACGCCCGUCCUGACCAAUGGGGGGCGCCACCGGGGCACCUCUCCACGGUACCCGGAGCUGCCCCUCGACCCCUCGCCCGGCAACCCCUGCGCCCCCGUCCCCAGGGUCCCGCCCGCGUACAGCCCCGCCUCCGACCGCAGCCGCACCGUGUCCUCCUCCAGCACGGGGGACACGCCCAAAGGAAAGGCUCGAGCAGCAGACCUGCUGGUGAACCCCCUGGACCCCCGCAACGCCGACACCCUGAGAGUGAAGAUCGCCGAUCUGGGCAAUGCAUGCUGGGUGCACAAGCAUUUCACGGAGGAUAUCCAGACUCGACAAUACCGCUCCAUCGAGGUCCUGAUAGGGGCGGGUUACAGCACGCCAGCUGACAUCUGGAGCACUGCCUGCAUGGCGUUUGAGUUGGCCACAGGGGACUACCUCUUCGAGCCCCACUCUGGAGAAGACUACUCCCGGGAUGAAGACCACAUCGCUAUGAUCAUCGAGCUGCUGGGGAAGGUGCCGCGCAAAGUGGCCGCCGCUGGGAGGUACAGCCGCGAGUUCUUCACCAAGACAGGCGAACUGCGGCACAUCACCAAGCUGAAGCCCUGGUCUCUGUUCGACGUGCUGGUGGAGAAGUACGGCUGGGUGCACGAGGACGCGGGACACUUCACCCACUUCCUUCAGCCCAUGCUGGAAAUGGUGCCGGAGAAGAGGGCCUCGGCCGCUGACUGCCUCCUCCACCCCUGGCUCAGCUCAUAGCGCCACCGCCCCCUGGUGGUGGCCUCCGGAAACAGCUGCGCCUCACAAGGACUGGGGUGUGGGGGGGGGGGGGGGGGGUUGGGGGUGGGAGGGGUUGUUUUAAUGGCGGGGAGGUUUGAGAGUAGAGGGGAAGGGAACUGGACCCCACUCAUACACACGCACAUGCAUGUGCACACGCACACACGCACACACACACGCACACACACGGAGGCAGGUCCCAGGUCCCCACAUGGGACGAGUGAAGCUGUGUGUCCCAGGCGGAGACAGCCUUAAGACAGCCACACCCCCUCCCGUUCCCCCUCCCUCUGCAUGUCAUGGGGGUGGGUCCAAAAGUGUUGCUAUGGCUACAAGCCCUUUGGAAUGAGGAGGGAGGGAGGGAGGGAGGGGGGGAGAGAGUGGAAAUCUUUUUUUUUUUUUUUGGUCUUCCUCAAAUGGGACCAUGCAGAGUUCUCAAACGCAAACCCACAGACCAGGCCCACUCCCAUCCCCACCCUGCCCCCAGUUACCCACCCUCUGAUCAGGACUCUGGGGACUAGAGACGCAUGCUCUGGGGUGGAGGGAAAGAGGUAGCUUGUGUAUUAGCCUAGCAUGGUCGGAUUUGGCGGGGAUGGGGUUGGUUGGGUUUUGGGAAGCAGGAUACGCUGCAUGCCAGGUGAUCACCGUUUGCUGCGAUGGCGGGUCGUCUUCCGCAAAGUUUCAGCCAGGGAAGAAUCACAGAUGUACAAUCUGCACUUUGACCUCCCGUCCAGCAGAGGGUGCACCAUGCUCAGAGGACAUAGUGGGCCGCCGGCUAAAGUUCUCUCCGGAGUUCCCUGAACCGUCAAACUGGAUUUGAAGUUUGGAUCUGUAGCUCCUGAUCUCUGUCCGACCCCCCACCCCCCUUUUGAGGGUAAAAUCCCAUACUUUUGACACAAUUUUUCACUAAUUUUUCCGAAAACACAGUGCCGUUCCCCUCCCCUCUCUCACCUCCCUGUACCACCCUCCACAGAACUCUGUAACCCCAUACUGAGGGCCCCAAAAGUGCUGCUGAACUUUUCAAACACCCGCUCCCCUCCCUCCCUCACACUCAGCUGCAUGCCUCAAUCCAGGGGAGAGGAAGAUGCCCUCCUACACACCAGGGGGCACCAGAGAAGAAUGGAAAGAUGACUGCUUUUUCUCUGAAGAGUUUUAUGUUGUAAAAUAGUAAAAGGCAGCCAUGGAGACGGCUGGCAGGCUGACAAUUGGAAUGCGCGAUGGACAGGUGUUCCAUUUGUUUUUUUCCAGUUUGUUUUGUUAGGUUUGUUAAUUUUGUUUGUUUUCUCUGAUUUUCUUUUUCAUAAUGGGAAGCAGAAACGAUGCCAUUGAUUUGAAAACAUUUAAACCCCCUGAUCAAUGCGCCCUUACCUGCAUCCCAACUGUUUGCCGCUACAAUUGACCCAGUUCACAUACUAAAUCGAUACGCCCUCCCUGCCUCUCCUAACGCAGCAUGUUUUCAGAUCUAACCAGUCCGCUCCUCUCCCUGCCUAUAAUCCCCAUGCUCCUUAUCGAAUUUUCCCAAAAGCGAUUUUUUGAAAUGGAGGUGGUUGCACUUGACUUUGUACAUUUGUUCAGGGAUAAAACUUUGUACAUAAUACUGUGACGCAGAACUGACUGGGGGACGGACCGAUUUGUUGUGGUCGCUCAGAGGAAGAAAGGCCCCGCAUUUUGUCAUCGAGAUCUCAUUGGACGCCCGGUGGCGUGAAGAGCUGGCGCUACAUCCCUCCGGCGCCACCCCGUGGCUGGCAACAGUACUGCACAUGCCUGCAGUUCGCCCUGUGCCAAUUUCUCUCCCAUUCCGCCUCUCGCAUUUACCAUUUGUCCAGUUGCCUAUUUUUGCAAUAAAUAAGUAGAAGGUGAAAUAUUUUUAAAAUAAACUUUAAUUAAUUUAAAGAAAAAAGGAAAAAAGAAAAGGAAAUUAUUUCUGUGGUGUUGUGACAGUGACAGAAUCUCGUCCGCGUUGAGGUGGUUGUUUGUCUCUUAGAGAUGUUAUUUUUAUUUAAUUUUUUUGUAAUUAUUAUUAUCAUUAGUCAUGUUUUAGUCGGACCCCCCUUACAUCAACAGUAGUGCUGCUCCUUUCGGACAUACAUUAUGUGUUGGUAAUGAAAUCGAUCACACUAUUUUCUUUCUUUUUCUUUUCUUUCGCAAUAACUAAUUACGAAAAUGAGUUUCUGCACAAAACGCCACCCUCACACGUCCCGUACCGUUCUUUCCUCCAUGCCGACUGUUCUUCCUGACAUCGACAGAAUCGCGUCUCUUAUUGUCUGUUUUUCAUCGACAGAUUUAAUAAAAUUGCUGAUGAAAUCGAA